AGAGAGAGAGAGAGAGAGAGAGAGAGAAAGAGAGAUGAUCGAUCGAUCGAUAGAUAGAUACACACACACACACACACUCACACACACACACGAGUUGCGUGACCACGAGCCAAUAAGAAUCUUGGAAUAUGUCUGACAACCAAGGAAUGGAGAACAACGACGAAGAACAACAACUUCUCGGUGCCGCGGGUGGGGAAGAUGUCAUUGAUGAUCCCAUCCUAGAGCAGGGAGCAAUUGUCCUCAGAGGGUAUGUGAUUGAGAGAAUAAAUACAGAAGACCCCUGUCGACAAGUUACUUCUGAGGAUUUGGGUGGACGUUCAAAUGAACAACAGGAUCCACAAAUCAAAGAAGUUGUGGAACAACUACUUAAGAUUGCUGAUGAAUUGAACCGAAAUGCAGAGCUCCAACGACUGAUCAACCAGGUUCAAGGAAACUGUGCUCGGGAUAUUUUCAUGAAAGUGGCCAGGAACAUCUUUGCUGAUGGCAUCAACUGGGGUCGAGUUGUGGCUCUCUUCCAUCUAGCAUACAGACUCAUUUACAAGGCACUGACCACAAAUCAUCUUGAGAACAUCAGACUUAUAAUCAGCUGGGUACUCCAGGUUAUCAGAGAGAAACUCUACUAUUGGCUUGUUCAGCAGGGAGGCUGGGAAGGUGUAAUCCGUGGAUGGUCUCACUGGAGGACAGUUACCUUAGUGGCAUCAGUAAUUUUAGUGGCAACCAUUGUUUAUUAUAAACGGACACGCUGACAAACAGCUGACAAUCUUCAAUGCUUCAGUUAGGCACUAAUUGCAACCAACAUUUUCAUUUGUUUAUCGGAAAUGUUUUUUAGGCCAUUAAUUACUGUCAUUGAUGAACCAAAGAAAGGGUUAGGCCAGUGCUUCUCAUUUAUUUUCUGUGAUGCCCCCCCAUGUUAUUAACAUUAAAGAAAAACAAAAAAUAAAUAAAAAAGAAAGAUCAACUUACAAUGAAGAAUAACUUUAUAAAUACCAUUGUUUUUUAGUCUAACAGAACAGAUUCAAAGUGCAUCACUUUGCCUGAAAUUAAAAAAUAAACUAUAAUUAUUCAAACUAUAAACAUUCUUGACCAACUGCCAUUUUAUGCUGAAAAAAAUAAAA
Syngnathus acus (greater pipefish) is the source of this 1115-nucleotide messenger RNA. RefSeq lists its product as uncharacterized. Gene Ontology annotation, molecular function: protein homodimerization activity; protein heterodimerization activity; channel activity. Gene Ontology annotation, cellular component: mitochondrial outer membrane. Gene Ontology annotation, biological process: release of cytochrome c from mitochondria; positive regulation of apoptotic process; mitochondrial fusion. Lineage: Eukaryota; Metazoa; Chordata; Actinopteri; Syngnathiformes; Syngnathidae. The record is from RefSeq and is a predicted model, not a curated record. The transcript has 6 exons. The coding region runs from base 129 to 746 and encodes 205 amino acids.